Molecule: messenger RNA, 1131 nt
Organism: Vombatus ursinus (common wombat)
Lineage: Eukaryota; Metazoa; Chordata; Mammalia; Diprotodontia; Vombatidae
Gene: MB
Product: myoglobin
Exons: 4
Coding region: 37-501 (154 amino acids)
Biological process (GO): oxygen transport
Cellular component (GO): extracellular exosome
Molecular function (GO): oxygen binding; heme binding
Source: RefSeq, a predicted model, not a curated record
GGAGGGACGACCAGUGUCUUCCAGAACCAGAGCGCCAUGGGGCUCAGCGAUGGAGAGUGGCAACUGGUGCUGAACAUCUGGGGAAAGGUGGAGACGGAUCUCAACGGCCACGGGCAGGAGGUGCUGAUCAGACUCUUUAAGAGCCACCCCGAGACCCUGGAGAAGUUUGACAGAUUUAAGCACCUGAAGACUGAGGAUGAGAUGAAAGCGUCUGAAGACCUUAAGAAACACGGCGGAACAGUGCUCACCGCCCUGGGAAACAUCCUGAAGAAGAAGGGCCACCAUGAAGCAGAGCUGAAGCCUCUGGCCCAGUCCCAUGCCACCAAGCACAAAAUCUCCGUUCAUUUCCUGGAGCUCAUCUCAGAGGUCAUUAUCCAAGUGAUCCAGAGCAAACACCCUGGGGACUUCGGCGCGGAUGUCCAGGCUGCCAUGAAGAAGGCUCUGGAACUUUUCCGCAACGACAUGGCGGCCAAGUACAAGGAGUUUGGCUUCCAGGGCUAGAGCGGGCUGUGGAUUGAGCUAGAUGGUGGUCAGACUCCUCCACUGGCUGCCAUCCCUCCUGCCUAACCCCCUGGGUCAAGUAGUUAGCUUCUAUUAAAGUAGCACCUUAGUUUUGGGUUUGGGGAUAACCUAUCUGACUGAGACAUGGUGAUGGAAGAAGAGAGGGAGGAGGUGAGGGGAUUCUUCUUAUCUGUUACUAACUGGCCAGAGUAAUUCUGCCAAAGGUCCAUAACUUUCAUUUUCUCCUUGGCCUUCCAAAGGUGGAGACCUGAGCCCUGGGGCACUGGUGGGUAGCUGGCCAUCUUUCCUGGAGGUGCUUUUGUGGAUAUACCUCUUGGCUUCCUUUCUGGGAGGCAGUGACAGUUUGCUCUUUACUGGGCAGGGAAAAUGAAGGGUUAGAGAGAAAAUUGAGGGAAGGGGGAGUGAUGUGGUUCAGCCCUCCUUAUUCCCACCAUCUGGGUCCCUAAUGGCUUCCAUUCCUGCCUUUGAUUAGCAUUAGCCCUUCAACUGUGGACUGUCUUUCCUUUCCUCCUUCUCUUUCUCUCCCCCAAGGCUGUCACAGCCAGUGCCCCCAGCAUUCCUUGGGGAUGGCGGCUCUGACAGAUGGCUCCUGAAAAAGUUGGAGACACU